This is a messenger RNA of Zea mays, 1294 nucleotides long. RefSeq names its product ADP-ribosylation factor-like A1A. NCBI's taxonomy places the organism in Eukaryota, Viridiplantae, Streptophyta, Magnoliopsida, Poales, Poaceae. The transcript is spliced from 7 exons. The record is from RefSeq and is a predicted model, not a curated record. Gene Ontology annotation, molecular function: GTP binding; GTPase activity. Gene Ontology annotation, biological process: protein transport. The coding region runs from base 227 to 730 and encodes 167 amino acids.
GCCACACGACACGCCUAGGCCAGCCUGAGCCAGCCCCGCAGUCGCCUGUCCUGUGUCCUCCGGUCCCGGACCUCUGUGCCGCACUGCCCACAGCGACAGCAUCGACAUCGCCCCGGUCCCGUGUCGCUUCGCUUCGUAGCUCGCCGCCUUCCCCGCGCCCCAGCAGCAACGGAUUCCCCUCCCCUCGAGAGAUCCGACCCUUGGCCCGGUCGCUGGGGAGAGCGGCAUGGGGCUCUGGGAUUCGCUCCUCAACUGGCUGCGGAGCUUGUUUUUUAAGCAAGAAAUGGAACUCUCCCUGGUUGGGUUGCAGAAUGCUGGGAAGACAUCGCUGGUCAAUGCUGUUGCUACAGGUGGCUACAGUGAGGACAUGAUUCCAACUGUAGGCUUCAAUAUGCGGAAAAUCACCAAGGGGAAUGUCACAAUUAAACUUUGGGAUCUUGGUGGGCAACGAAGAUUCCGCACUAUGUGGGAGCGCUACUGCCGUGGAGUUUCUGCUAUUCUAUAUGUUGUGGACGCUGCUGACCGAGAUAGCAUCCCAAUAGCGAAAAGUGAAUUGCUUGAUCUGCUGACAAAACAGUCUUUAGCUGGGAUUCCCUUGCUUGUCCUUGGCAACAAAAUUGACAAGUCAGAAGUGCUUUCGAAGCAGGCAUUGGUUGAUCAACUUGGACUGGAAUCGAUAAAGGACCGCGAAGUUUGUUGCUACAUGAUCUCCUGCCCAUAUGGCAUGUGAAGACUGAAGACAGGAUACUACGGGAACGUAUUUUCCUCUCAAAUCCUCUCAAGGUAACUGUUCUAACAUCGAAUCAAAGUGGGAAUUGGUCUAAUCAAUACAUGUGAUCCAUUUUUUUCCGUCGCUGCCAUGGCUCCCGUCGCGGAUCCUGUCGUCCUUCUUCCUCGGCUGGCACUCGUCCGCCUGGUGCCCAUCCGCCUUGACUGGCACCCCCGUCUACCUCCUUCCGCCUUGGCUCACCGUGGUCGCCUCCUUCUGCAUCGGAUGACCGUUGAGUUCGAGGUAUUUAUUAUAGCCCCCAUGUCUAAACUAGAAUUUGUGAACAACACAUAAAUUAUGCGCAGUCACCGGACACGUCCGGUGACUACACAUUAUCUAGUUGUUGGAACUAGUUGUUGUCGACAGUUGAGCUCGAUGUAUCCGGUGUUAAUGUCCGAUGAGUAUAACCUAGCUCGGUUGCAUUUGCAACAUCUCUGAGUACCAUGUCCAUUGUGGAGUCCGCUGCACCACCGAAAACAUGUGGUGCAUUGUAAAUCUUCGUGUACAUGCUACAGAUCUCUGUGA